Molecule: messenger RNA, 1788 nt
Organism: Pleurotus ostreatus (oyster mushroom)
Lineage: Eukaryota; Fungi; Basidiomycota; Agaricomycetes; Agaricales; Pleurotaceae
Exons: 11
Coding region: 1-1788 (595 amino acids)
Molecular function (GO): oxidoreductase activity, acting on CH-OH group of donors; flavin adenine dinucleotide binding
Source: RefSeq, a predicted model, not a curated record
AUGUAUCUUUCACUGAGCGUUCUGUCCGUAUCCCUCCUAGCAGCACAAACCGCUCUAGGAAAACUGUACACGGAGCCAAGUCAAUUGAGAAGCACAACCUACGAUUACGUUAUUGUUGGAGCUGGAACCGCCGGCAGCGUGCUCGCGAACCGCCUCACAGAAGAUCAAAAGAUCAGGGUUCUCGUCGUCGAGGCUGGGAGAAGCAAUAACGGCAGUGAUGUAGCGAACAUUCGUAUCCCCUUCAAUGCACCAUUAGCCUCGCCAGGUACUCCCUUUGACUGGAACUUCACCACCGUCAAUCAGCCUAGCCUGAAUAACCUACCUGAGCCCUAUCCACGAGGGAAGGUCUUGGGUGGAAGUAGCUCCACCAAUUAUUUGGUGUACACUCGCGGAGCAUCUGAUGAUUAUGACCGACUUGCUAAGAUUGCCGGCGAUGAUGGCUGGACAUGGGACAAUCUACAUCCGUACAUUUUGAAGCACAGCAGCAUUGUACCGCCAGCAGAUGGUCACAACACAACCGGGCAGUUCGAUCCUGCUUGGCACGGGAAUGGGCCACUGCGAACUUCGCUUGCUGGCUUCCCCGCAGUCAUUGAUCCACUUGUCAUACAAACGACACAAGUCCUUUCGGACGAGUUCCCUUUUAACCUUGACGUCAACUCAGGGAAUCCUCUUGGAAUCGGCUGGACUCAAUCCACCAUCGCCAAUGGGACGCGCCAAAGUUCAGCGGUCGCGUACCUCGGCCCCGUACUUUUUAGAUCGAACUUGGACGUCUUGAUCAACACCCAAGUUACUCGCCUCAUCCAAACCGGGCAUGCUGGUGGAAAGCCCGAUUUCCGUAGCAUCGAGUUCGCUCAGAAUGCGAAGUCCCGACGCUUCCGUGCUACCGCCCGCCGAGAGGUCAUUUUGUCAUCGGGCGCCGUUGGGACGCCUCAACUCCUGAUGUUGAGCGGAAUCGGUGAUCGCAAGGCCCUAUCGAAGGUGGGAAUCAAGGCCAUUGUGAACAACCCCGACGUCGGCGAACACCUUCAGGAUCACCCAUUCCUUCCCCUCCAAUGGGAGGUUAACAGCAAUGAGACAUUCGACCAAAUUUUCUAUAAUCCCGAUCUAGCUGCUGCCGUUCUUGACCAAUGGAAUCGCAAUCAUACCGGUCCCCUUGCCACCAAUCCCGUCACCAACCAACUAGGCUUCCUCCGCAUCCCCAAGAACCAUUCCAUAUGGGAACAAUUCGAAGACCCGUCUUCCGGACCACAUGCCCCACACUACGAGAUUGCAUUUGGCAAUUCUUUUGUUACGACCUCGGCGCAGGAUCUGCCUACUAGUGGAGGUUUCCUCUCAAUCACGCCUAUCGUUGUGUCGCCAACGUCGCGUGGCUACGUGAGGCUCAACACCAGUAACCCAUUUGACCAGCCGUUGAUUGAUCCUGCUUUCCUGUCUACGGACUACGACGUGGCUGUCAUGGUAGAGGCUGUGAAAGCGUCUCAAAGAUAUGUCGCUGCAUCCCCAUGGAAGGACUACAUCAUCCGCCCUUUCAUCGACUCGGCCAAUACUACCACUGUCGAGGGUAUCGUGGAAUACAGCCGACAACGCACGGCUACAACCCGCCACCCGACCGGUACUGCUCAGGUCGGCAAAGUUGUUAACGGUGACUUGACCAUCAAGAACGUCAGCGGACUUCGCGUCGUCGAUGCAUCUAUCUUCCCUUUCGUUCCAACUGGCCAUACUCAGGCUCCUACUUACAUUAUCGCCGAACGAGCGGCAGACAUCAUCAAGGCUGCACACAGAAACUAA